Messenger RNA from Aspergillus ibericus CBS 121593, 333 nucleotides. RefSeq lists its product as uncharacterized. The transcript has a single exon. Lineage: Eukaryota; Fungi; Ascomycota; Eurotiomycetes; Eurotiales; Aspergillaceae. The record is from RefSeq and is a predicted model, not a curated record. The coding region runs from base 1 to 333 and encodes 110 amino acids. Gene Ontology annotation, biological process: amino acid transmembrane transport. Gene Ontology annotation, cellular component: membrane. Gene Ontology annotation, molecular function: amino acid transmembrane transporter activity.
AUGGCUUUUACAACGGCUACCCACAAUGGGGAUCAUUCCCCCACAAUCAGUCGUCACGGACUGGAAGCAGUUCAGCCGAAAGAACGUCCCACAGAUAUCCCCGAGAAGGAUGCUGUCGUCGGUGAUGAUGAGGAAAUCUUCGGCGAUGGUGUGAAGAAGCUUGCCUUCGACCAUACGCACCGCAAGCUGAAGCCCAGACAUAUCCAGCUCAUCGGUAUUGGGGGUACAAUCGGCACAGUGUUGUACGUCCAGAUCGGCAAAGCGCUGAUGGAGGGUGGUCCUGGUAGUCUAUUCCUGGCAUUCGUUAUCUGGUCAGUCCUCUGCGCCUGUUGA